Acanthaster planci (crown-of-thorns starfish) is the source of this 2340-nucleotide messenger RNA. RefSeq lists its product as uncharacterized. Gene Ontology annotation, cellular component: external side of plasma membrane. Gene Ontology annotation, biological process: positive regulation of T cell proliferation; cellular response to lipopolysaccharide; immune response. The record is from RefSeq and is a predicted model, not a curated record. NCBI's taxonomy places the organism in Eukaryota, Metazoa, Echinodermata, Asteroidea, Valvatida, Acanthasteridae.
GCACACCUUUCCCCGCCAUCCAUGAGAGAUCGCAAGAAGUAUAGCUGAGGGCUGUUUGAUCUUCCAAGAAAAAGCAGAGCGUAAGCUUAGAAGUACGGAAGUCAGUGGAUCAUGAUGGUUUCAUCACUGAGGUGGAUGCUAUUUCUUUUAAGCUCGAUUGUGUGCACUGCACAGUACAACCUAUGUCCAUCGUCUUCAAUUGAAAACGUUCAAGACGCAUUUAAUACCACGGACGGUACAACCAACGUACAACUGGGAGUGACUCACAGGAUUCCUUGUCCAUCGUUCCGAUCGCACGAGAGGCAAGAUGGCGUCAUAUGGCACAAGAGUUCAAGUCUUGAUGACACCUCUAUGACAGUUCGUUUGAUCAGUCGCUCUAGAGGUACAGUCUACCCAACCAGCGACAGAUACAUGUUCUCUUCGGAAUCUAGGCUUGUCAUUAAACAUGUGAACGAGGCUGACGAAGGGCGGUACCUCUGCCAAGUUAUCCCGCACUUCACCACGCACAGAGAAGAAGAUAUUUACGUAAACGUUAUUGGAAACAUCUUUCCAGCUGUUAGCAGCGACACAUCCACCACAACCACCCUUAAGCGGGGGCAUAGGCACAGACUGGCAUGUGAGUGCGCCUUGUCAAACUCGCCAUCAUCUGUGGUAUAUUGGUCAACGGGAGAAGGCAUCAGCACUGUUACAAAGGUCAUUGGUGCUCGUUUCUCCGAUGGUACUCAGAUUCAGGCAGAGUAUGGAGCUAAUUACGGCAUCGAUAGUGGCUCUGCACUUGUGUUCAACUCUCUGAGUGAUGAUGGGAGAUUCUGGUGCCACACAUUCUUUUCUGAUGGCACAACGGCCAACUGCUACACUGACGUUCAAAUAAAAGACGAAAGCGAGAUCGGCUUUGCUCUACAGGCAUCCCGAUCAUCAUUCUACCUUCUAAAGAACACAAGGCAAGUACUUCCGUGUACAAGCUGGACAUCUUCCCAAAAAACCUGUGAAGUAUCGUGGAUGAAAGAUGAUGGUACGUCAGGCAGUCAUCUCCUCUCAUACACUCUGUGGAAUAAUCACGUCGAGUUCGACGGUGGCUUCGAUCUUGUGAACGACUUUGCUUUAUCAAUAGAAUCGGUAAAUGAUGACCACACAGGAACUUACAGAUGCUCCCUGGGACCCGGAACUAAACAUGACAGUAUCAAGGUUUCUGUUAUAGGAGAAAUGUUUCCCCUUUAUGAUGGAAUCAAUGCCAUACAUGACACUGCAACGUAUGAACAGGACGUAGAAAUUCCCUGCCUUGCACUAACAAAUGACAAUAACAGGGCAAAAGCCACCUUAAUAUGGUCUCAUGGUGCACCUGAAGAUAAGGAAACCGAGGUCAUUGGCAUCGUUAAUCUUCCAAACGGUUCGACUGUGGUGUCGAGGAAUAACAGUUGCUACAACAUAUCUCAAGAUAGAUCUCUCCGUCUGAGAAAUUGUCGUCAAGAUGGUAAUGCAAGAUACUGGUGUCACGUCUUCAGCUACGACGAAAUGCUAACCAAGUCCUUUGUUGAUAUCAUCAUGCAGAAGGAAUUGAUCGGCAGUGGUUACAACACACCUACAUCAUCUUCUGAUGGACCAAAUGCAACAACGCUCAUUAUUAUAGUGUCAAUAAUAACUGGUGCCGGUGUAUUUGUACACUAAAACAACACAAAAACAUAUUUUUUGAAAUGCUAAUCUAUUUGCUGUGAUGACUCGUUGAGAUUUUAAGACAGAUGUUGCUGUGAGACUUUUUUAGUACUGAUCAGAUUUACUAAUCAAGUUUGUGAAAAAAGUUUCGAAAGACAAAUUAAAAUGCAAGUGACAAAUUGGAUGACAAAUUUAUUGCUAGAACACCAAUUGCAUGUGAUAAGUCCGAAGUUCUUUUAAGCUAAAUGAUUCGACUCCCGCCGUCUGAUGUCCGAAAUUAACAAAGAAAUGUGCCCCGCCGAAUGACACAAGUACGAUCUAUGGAUGACUUUUGUUCUGAUUACAACAUGAAACGAAAAACAAAUAAUAAUUUGUACGGCUGCAAAAUGAGAAGCUACUACAGAUACACCGUUCCCGGUGGGACCGUGGGUGCAGUUUGUACAAUAGCCAACAACGUCUGCGAAACAUUUUAGCGCUGAUGCGGUACUGUGCCGAAUGUGCAGUAUGCAUGUAUUUACCUAUACCCACUAGUACAGUACCGAUAGGCAGCCUGCUGAGUGAGCACAAAUUGGUCUGAUUGAAGUUGGUGUAAAGAUACAAUUUAACCGUUUACCUUUUUCAACCUCCGCAUUAUUUUGUCUUGAUUGAAUAUAGUUUACUGUACAUUACACCCGGUGUCAAGAUAAAUAA